UGGCAUUCCCGGGCAGACGGGCGGGCCGGACGGGCGGGCGGGGACUCGGCGCGGGCGCCCUCGGGCCGGCGGCUGCAGCCCCUCCCCGCAGCCCUCAGGACCCCCGGGACCCCCGGCGCUGGCGGCAGUGACCAGGCUGGCUUCUCAGCCCUCGCGCUUCCUCGCGCUUCUGCCCUGGCCAUCCCCUGUGUGGGGAGCAGCCUGCCCGUGGCCGUGCUCUCUGGAUCAGCUGAGAGUCUUCACUCUGACGUAAGGCUUCCUUUUAUACCAGGCCCGCCUAGUCUGCCUGAACCAUGGGCGAGGCCCGAAGGGACAGCAGCAGCAGCUUGCAGCACAAGAAGCCGCCGUGGCUGAAGCUGGACAUCCCGGCCGUGGUGCCCCCGGCAGCAGAGGAGCCCAGCUUCCUGCAGCCCUUGAGACGCCAGGCAUUCCUGCGGAGCGUGAGCAUGCCGGCCGAGCCCGCCCGCGUCCCUUCGCCCCACCAGGAGCCCCGGCGGCUGGCGCUACAGCGCCAGAUGUCCAUCACACAGACUAUCCGCAGCCGCCGGGUGUGCUCUGGGCACGUCCACACUCUGCCUCCGUUGGCCCCCCCGCUGCCUGCAGGGCCCUCCCGCAGUGCCCGUCUCUCUCGGUCCCUGCUCAGGGGCACGGCCGACUGGUUUGGAGUGAGCAAGGACAGUGACAGCACCCAGAAGUGGCAGCGCAAGAGCAUCCGCCACUGCAGCCAACGCUACGGGAAGCUGAAGCCCCAGGUCAUCCGCGAGCUAGACCUGCCUAGCCAGGACAAUGUGUCGCUGACCAGCACCGAGACGCCGCCUCCUCUGUAUGUGGGGCCGUGCCAGCUGGGCAUGCAGAAGAUCGUAGACCCCCUGGCCCGGGGCCGGGCCUUCCGCUUGGCGGAUGAUGCCGCCGACGGCCCGAGCGCCCCGCACACGCCCGUCACGCCGGGUGCCGCCUCCCUCUGCUCCUUCUCCAGCUCCCGCUCCGGUUUCAACCGGCUCCCGCGGCGGCGCAAGCGCGAGUCGGUGGCCAAGAUGAGCUUCCGGGCAGCCGCUGCGCUGGUGAAGGGUCGCUCGGUUAGGGAUGGCACGUUACGCCGCGCCCAGCGCCGAAGCUUCACUCCUGCCAGCUUCCUGGAGGAGGACACCGCUGACUUCCCUGACGAGCUGGACACGUCCUUCUUUGCCCGGGAAGGUGUCCUCCACGAGGAGCUGUCCACUUACCCAGACGAGGUGUUCGAGUCCCCAUCGGAGGCAGCGCUUAAAGACUGGGAGAGAGCCCCAGAGCAGGUGGACCUCACGGGCGGCGCCCUGGACCGCAGCGAGCUGGAGCGCAGCCACCUGAUGCUACCCCUGGAACGUGGCUGGCGCAAGCAGAAGGAGGGCGGCGCAGCGGCCCCGCAGCCCAAAGUGCGGCUGCGGCAGGAGGUGGUGAGCACGGCGGGGCAGCGGCGGGGCCAGCGCAUCGCGAUGCCGGUGCGCAAGUUGUUUGCCAGGGAGAAGCGGCCGUACGGGCUGGGCAUGGUGGGCCGGCUAACCAACCGCACUUACCGCAAGCGAAUCGACAGCUAUGUCAAACGCCAGAUUGAGGACAUGGACGACCACAGGCCCUUCUUCACCUACUGGCUCACCUUCGUGCACUCGCUCGUCACCAUUCUAGCCGUGUGCAUCUAUGGCGUGGCGCCCGUGGGAUUCUCACAGCACGAGACCGUAGACUCGGUACUGCGCAACCGUGGGGUCUACGAGAAUGUCAAGUACGUGCAGCAGGAGAACUUCUGGAUCGGGCCCAGCUCGGAGGCCCUCAUUCACCUGGGUGCCAAGUUCUCGCCGUGCAUGCGCCAGGACCCGCAGGUGCAUAGUUUCAUCCAUGCUGCGCGCGAGCGCGAGAAGCACUCGGCCUGCUGCGUGCGUAACGACCGGUCAGGCUGCGUGCAGACCUCGGAGGAGGAGUGCUCGUCCACGCUGGCAGUGUGGGUGAAGUGGCCUCUGCAUCCCAGUGCCCCAGACCUUGCUGGCCAAAAGAGGCGGUACGGCUCUGUCUGCCACCAGGAUCCCAGGGUGUGUGAUGAGCCUUCUUCUGAGGACCCCCAUGAGUGGCCAGAUGACAUCACCAAGUGGCCGAUCUGCACCAAAAGCAGUGCUGGGAACCACACCAACCACCCUCACAUGGACUGCGUCAUCACGGGCCGGCCUUGCUGCAUCGGCACCAAGGGCAGGUGUGAGAUCACCUCCCGGGAGUACUGUGACUUCAUGAGGGGCUACUUCCACGAGGAGGCCACACUCUGCUCCCAGGUGCACUGCAUGGACGACGUGUGCGGGCUGCUGCCCUUCCUCAACCCCGAGGUGCCUGACCAGUUCUACCGCCUGUGGCUGUCCCUCUUCUUGCACGCUGGGGUCCUGCACUGCCUGGUGUCCGUCUGCUUCCAGAUGACAGUCCUGCGAGACCUGGAGAAGCUGGCGGGCUGGCAUCGCAUAGCCAUCAUCUACCUGCUCAGCGGCGUCACUGGCAACCUGGCUAGUGCCAUCUUCCUGCCAUACCGGGCAGAGGUGGGCCCAGCUGGCUCGCAGUUCGGCAUCCUGGCCUGCCUCUUCGUGGAGCUCUUCCAGAGCUGGCAGAUCCUGGCGCGGCCCUGGCGCGCCUUCUUCAAGUUGCUGGCCGUGGUGCUCUUCCUCUUCACCUUCGGCUUGCUGCCCUGGAUCGACAACUUCGCCCACAUCUCAGGCUUCAUCAGCGGCCUCUUCCUCUCCUUUGUCUUCCUGCCCUACGUCAGCUUCGGCAAGUUCGACCUGUACCGCAAGCGCUGCCAGAUCAUCGUCUUUCAGCUGGUCUUCCUGGGCCUGCUGGCUGGCCUGGUGGUCCUCUUCUAUUUCUACCCUGUCCGCUGCGAGUGGUGUGAAUUCCUCACCUGCAUCCCCUUCACUGACAAGUUCUGUGAGAAGUACGAGCUGGAUGCUCAGCUCCACUGAGCUGGCGGGCGCUGGGGCUGUGUGCCCGCGGCCGGAGCCAGGCCUGCAGCUCGGGACUCUGCCCAGGAGCCCUGCUUCCCACACACUUUGCUGUGUUCACUGCUGUUGAACCCCUCGUGCUUCCGGGCAUUUAUCACACUAGUUGCCGAGAUUGCCUUCUAACUAGCCUUCUGACGACCACCUCACGUGGCCAAUAAACAGACCGGGAGCGUUUUAGCUGCCACUAACUCAACCAGAGCUGCCGCCUCCUUUCUGGUUUCCGGCUGGGUGCUGUGGAAGGACAUCCUUCAGGCCCCAGGCCUCCCACCCACAAGUUCCCAGAACAGGGCAUUCAUGUCAGGUCCACCUCCCUGGAGGUCCUUGGCCAGGUGCGCACACUGUCCCCCUUGUGCAGAGUGACUGGCAGGUGACAAACGGACAAGGACCCA
Budorcas taxicolor (takin) is the source of this 3394-nucleotide messenger RNA. RefSeq names its product rhomboid 5 homolog 1 (gene RHBDF1). Gene Ontology annotation, molecular function: serine-type endopeptidase activity. Gene Ontology annotation, cellular component: endoplasmic reticulum membrane. Lineage: Eukaryota; Metazoa; Chordata; Mammalia; Artiodactyla; Bovidae. Gene Ontology annotation, biological process: regulation of epidermal growth factor receptor signaling pathway; regulation of protein secretion. The coding region runs from base 294 to 2966 and encodes 890 amino acids. The transcript has 20 exons. The record is from RefSeq and is a predicted model, not a curated record.